Pecten maximus is the source of this 7060-nucleotide messenger RNA. RefSeq lists its product as uncharacterized. The transcript has 9 exons. Lineage: Eukaryota; Metazoa; Mollusca; Bivalvia; Pectinida; Pectinidae. Gene Ontology annotation, molecular function: protein kinase activity; ATP binding. The record is from RefSeq and is a predicted model, not a curated record. Gene Ontology annotation, biological process: protein phosphorylation. The coding region runs from base 12 to 3203 and encodes 1063 amino acids.
UCUACAUUACUAUGACGACAGCAGGGUUGACAUCGUCCUCCAGCUCAAGCGACAGCGGCUAUUUAGAUGCUGUUGAGAGAGCGGAGGAUUUCGACGAUGUUUUUGAUAUUGCCGACAAACUCGGCGUACCUACCGAUAACCUGAAUGAACUAGGGGAGAUUAAAGAAAGAAUUGUCAUGCAUCUGAUGCGGGGUCCUGAUGGCAGCCCAAAAUACUUGAAUUCCAGGUCAAUGUCAAUUUCUAGUCAGGAGGACAAACACAAACGAGAGAAACUUUUAUCUCUUCUGGUAGACCUACAGAAGGCUAUGGAUAAACAUCGAGUGGACGCUACUGGUGAACUGUUAGAUGUUAGAGGUACAGAUGCCAUAGCAGGCUGUCUCAAAACAGAAGGAACUGUCUGUGAUCUUAGACAAGAAAUGGAGACAAAAAUACAGUCACUGAAAGAGGAAGAGUGUAGAUUUGUUGUAGCAGGUGAAACUAACGCCGGUAAGUCCACGUUGAUAAACCUACUCCUCGGAAGCGAGGUCCUACCUACUAACAUGCAGUCAUGUACGUCAGUCAUCACAAAGCUCGUGUACGGAAGUUCCCUGGCAGCAGAAAUAUGGUACAAAAAUGGAACGAAUCAAAAGUUUUAUGAUCUGACGCAGGAGAGUCUUGAGAAAGACAUUUGGCCAAUAAUCUUUGUAAAGGAAGACAAAAGCCAAAGGAGAGAGAGAGAAACGGAUGUUCUACAUGUGAAAUUCGAAGUACCGGCAUGCAUCUUAAAGUGCGGUCUCGUCCUAAUAGACAGUCCCGGAAUAGGUGAAAACGAGGCAAUGGAUGGCAUCAUCGCAUCUUACGUCCAGAAAAACUUCGUGAUGGGUUUCAUCUAUGUCAUCAAAUCUGACAACGCUGGAGGUGUUGACGAAGACCGGCUGUUGACACUUAUAAGGGUAAUAUUAGAAAAGCAGCAGAUGCAGUCCGAAGACAAAACUGCUAUACCUUUCAAUCCCAAAAGUGUGAUGUUCGUCUGCAAUCGUUGGGACGUCAUUCAACACGAUCAACAGGAUAUCGUUUUUAACAAUGCUGUGAAGAAACUUUCGAAAUGUUGGCCCAAUCUAAGCGCCGACCAGAUUAUCAAAUUGUCCACCUAUACGGCAUUACGAGAGGCCGACAUCAACCCAGAUUUCAUCACAGAAGCCUACCGAAAAAUGUUGGAGAACCUAAGGAAUAUCUACAACAUUGCUCUGGACACAAGGAUACAAGCCACCUAUCAGUGGGUUGCCAAUGUCGUGACCAGGAGUAUGUUCCAUAUCAACGCUAUCACUCAAGAUAUUAACUCAUCUGAAGCAGACCUCAAUCAGCGGACGAGGACCAUAACAAAAAAACUUGAGGCUCUUCAGCAGAAAGCGGAAGGUGUAUUUCUACGCCUACGAAAAGAAUUAGAUGAAAUGACUCUCGAAGUGUGUAAAGAAUUCAGGGAACGGCUGAAACGUCCAAGCGUCAAAGCAAAAUUGUUGAAUUGGGAGGUGUGUGAACUCCCUUUACCAGACGGCAAAACUUGGCCAAAGAUCAAAGAAAAACUGAAUUUCAAAUUAUCACAACGACUGAGCGAUGUUCUGGAGGAAUGGAACGAAGAAAACAGCUAUAUCGUCAAGAUUGAGGAGAAAAUCUUCAGGGAAGUUCACGAGGAACUCAACAUUCUGCAAGAUGAUUUUAGUGGCAUAGAAAAGCAGAUGGGCGUAUCAGAUCUGUCAAAAUCUCUUUCGAAAUCAAUGCAGCAGCAACUUCACGCCGCGACACCGAUGGCAAGUAUCUUCGGAAUGACACAUCAAGUAGCGGAUGAACAGGCCAUGCCAUUGAAGGUGAUGACACGAGCAGCCAAUCCAAUGGCGAAAUUUCUCCAUGGUGUCAAAGUAGCAGACAUGAUGGAUGAAUUUAGGAACACGCGCAAAAGAAAAGCGUUCGCCGAGGACCCAAUGAGGAUUGCAUGCAAAAGAGCAGAAAGUACCUGGAAGAAACUAGUUUUGAAGGAUGAUAGAGAUAGCAUCUUGAAAUCAAUAGUUGAGAGUAUAAUGCAAAGGCCAUUCAAGCAGCUAUCCAAAAUUCAGAAGAACAUUCCAGCUCUGAUCGAUUCCAACAAACAGUCAUUAGAACAUGCGUUCGUUUGCAGAUUAGAUGCCAUGGAAUCGAAAGCUUUGUAUCGUCAUAUACAGAAAGAUUUUGAAACUCCGGCGAAGCAUAUCGGCGACUUUGGCAACGGUUAUAUAGCUAUUACAACAUUCAGCAACGAAGAGCUGAAACUACAGGACGAAUUCAAGUCUAGCUUGGGGGAAAGCACGAACAUCUUUAGGAGUUCUAACGCAGUAGGGGUAUCAAACGGCGGAACUUCACUAACAAUGAAACGUGUGGAAAGAGGGUUAUGGACGGUUCUCCAACCCGGGGAGGUGAUCACAAAGAACGGCAAAGAAAAAACUACUAUUCGUAUGUACAUUUCAUCGUCCGGAGUAGAGUCGACUUUCAGAGAAGUCGCUCGGAUAAAGCGACUCAACUGUCCACAUAUUGCCAAACUACUUGGGAUUCACUACUCGGAUGCUCCUCCGCCAGUGUCCCUGUUUCUUGGAAAUCUUGAAAGUAUUAGCUGUGCACGAAAAAGAGACCAGGCUGGCUUUACGGCCGAUAUACCCAGGAUCCUGGAGGAAGUCGCCAUAGGGGUGAAUUAUCUCCAUUGUGUUCAAAUGGUCCACAUGGAACUCAGCGUCAACACCGUGACUGUGGACCAGUAUCGGAAUGUGAAGUUGACCGGUGGAUGUUUCCCUCGACACGCCAAACUUCCACAGAAUUUCAGUGAUAUUCCUGCGGCCGAGUUCAUAUACAUACCAUCAUUUGUACUGCGUGGCCACAAGUAUGUCAAUCGGGCGGAUAUCUACGCAUUCGGGCUCCUUAUGUAUGAAAUGAUCCGCAAUGGCAAGCCUCUCAGAUCAAAACAUUCCCUCCCGCUGUCAGAAUUUAGCAAGAUCAUGCAACUUGGUCAAUGCAUUCGUAAAGAAAAAGGGUUCAGUAACCUGAAACCCCAUGAUCAGGAAAUCAUUGAGGCUUUGCUGAAUAUGUCUGUUCCUACAGAGCGUCUCUGUGAUACAGUAAAACACUGGCAAAACAGCGCUUCUUCUGUAAAUCUCGACGCCCAUGAUGAGAGAAUGGAGAACUACACAAUGUUAAGUUGAAAGUAGAGUGUGAUAGGCUAUUGUGUCAUAUUCAUAUCCAAAUGAUGCACUUUUCAUUUACUUUUACAUUCUGUGGGAGUACUGUUAUUUUGUCAAACGCAACAUUUUCCGUUGCAUUGACUUUUCAAUAUGUCUGGAGAAACAGAACAAAAGUUUAAGGUAAAUUGAAGUACGGAAUUACAUCUUUUAUAUGUAUUUAAUUGUUUGAUAUUCUCGGGAAGAUAAUUCAAUUAACAAUGAUGUUGUUUUCAUGCAAUAUAACGUUCAGCUUGAAAGCAUAGUGCACGAUUUCAACAACUUCAUUUUUCCUUACCGCUCUGAAACUUGGAUCAAUUGAUAUAAGAGUGUAUUCAAAAACAUUUUAUUUCAUAAAUUUAGAUUUCUCUUUCUACAUUAACCCCAAGUACAUUUUUUUACACUUCCCUAUCGUGGAAUUACUCCAAAUUGUACUUGUUACUCAUAUUCAUAGCAGCAUUGUCAAGUAUGCAUAAAUGUUGACUAAAUUAGUGACACGAAAAAGAAAAAAAAUUAGUGACACGAAAAAGAAAAAUAAUUAGUGACACGAACAUUUCGUCCAAUUGUUUCGUUGCAUGAAAUAAUUCCUUUUGAAAACUGGCUUCGUUUUUUGCAAUAAGGGUGGUGGUGAAUCGCCUUUUCAAAGAUCGAGACUUAAACAUUAGUGACUUAACUAUCUAAAUCGGCACGCUUAUACAUUAUAGUAUUAUAUAUCAAAACAACCACCAGGAUUAAAGACAAAACAACCACCAGGAUUAAAGACAUCAUACCUUACUAAACUGAGAUCAGUGUGGUCAAUUAGCUAUACAAUAUAUCUCUAAGUAUAGUCCAGCAGAAGUCAACAAAGAAACACUUUGAAUCCGUUUUUCCAUCACGAACUUGACGGUAGAUUACGCCUACACUGUCAAACUGUGUUAAUGAGUACCUAAGAUGACUGUAUGAGGUUAACUCUACCUAACCUAAUGAGUAUCAUGUGGUCGUACUACUUUAUCAUUUUAGUAUCAGGUGAUCCGAAAUUAUUAUUAUAAUAUGAUGCAUAUUAUAUAUCAUGAUAUAUUUUAAUGUAAACAUGUUAUGUUUGAUAGGCUAUAUCAUUUCUAUAGAGGAAUCAUCUAUUUAAUACAGGAAAAUGAAUUAAUGUUCAUGCAUACUCAGCAAUAUCCAGGAUUCUUAUAGAUUUUGUUUGAAACAAUGUAUUUUAUGCCGUCUUACUUUUUGUGUAUACAUAGCAAUUUUAUAUUGUAGGGAAAGAGCAUUGAAUAGGUUGUAUAAUGUUUGCCCAAUCCCCUUACUAAGAGAAAGGCAAUAAAAUAUUUUUAAAUCAAACCAAUUACUAAGAUGUAUUCUAUCUAUAUUAGACCAUGUCUAACCAAGAAAUGCUGCAUAAUUUAAACCUUUAUCUUAAGUAGAUAUUGUCUCUUUAUAUUGUGCUUGGUAGUUGUAUUAUUUAUCAGAUGGUGUGGCUUAACACCCCUUCUUUCAGUAUGUCAGCAGAGCUAUUAACCAUUUCACGCGGAUAUUGUAUGUUGGAAACAUCAAAAUGGUGUUGAAUGUAAAUACAUUACAAUGUAUUUGUGUUAAAAAACUGAACUUCCGGGUAAUUAUAUUGAUUUGAUUAAUGAAUUUCCGAGUUUUGCAUCUUUUCUUAUUUACCCUUGGAUGGUGUAGAAAAAGAUAAAUUGAUAAUUACAUAAAUACAUUUUAACCAACUGAUAUCAAGUUAAGACUUCCAAUAUGUCCCCUUGUAGACUCCAGUUAAAGUUUGAAUUUGUGAAAAUGCAUUGUGAUAUUCAGAAAACACUUUCCAAUCAUUUUAAACAAUAAAUUUACAAAGCAGGCUUAUGAUAAAAAAAAUUAUAUUCUGUUAGGGUUUGUUUUAUUUGUAGCUAACGGUAAAAGUUGAAUACUACACAUCCAUGUUCUAUAGAAUGACUGGUUGUUUGUUUCCAGUUACACGUGUAUAAAUAUUAUAGGGGUUACUGCGCUUGUUUAAGUCUUAUAAACAUAUAUAUCUCAAUUACUGCUUAAAACGUCGACUGUUCUUUUUUGAACUCACUGCAUUAAUUUGGGAUGUGCAUGUACCGUAAAACACAUAACUAUUGCCACGCCUGCUUAUAUAAUUUAUCGCUUUAACAACGUGAUCUGAUUGUGUGUGUGUGUGUGUGUGUGUGUGUGUGUGUGUGUGUGUGUGUGUACUUGCUACAAUAUACAAAUGUAUGUUUUCAAUCGUGUAUAUUGCCAUUUAUCCUUACACAGUUCCAAACUCCCCGGAUGUGAUAAAAAUAUUCCUUAAACGAUCGCAAUAUACUUACUGUUAUACAUCUAGAGACAACUACCAAAUCAAAAUGUCGAGGCUGUGUUCAAAUAUAGCAGUGCACCAUGAUGUAUUUCAGUUAUAAACUACUAACAUGUACGCUUCUUAGACGUAUUUAACACUGGUGUCCUUUCGAGACAACUUUGAAUCAAUUAGCUAGAAUUCCACAAGUGAAGAAUAAAAAAAUGUUCCUGAUUCCUGCCAAUAGGAAACCUGUCUGUUGUUCCGAGGCUAUGAGUCAGGUUUAUUAGUUAUUGCCUUUUUAUAUACUUUGGGUAUUAAGGUUUGUUUUUAGACAAGAAUUUUUGUUUUAUAUCCAAGAUGAAAAAUAAUCAAAAUAUUUAUAUAGAUUGUAUAUCAAUAAUGCUUGUUUUUAUUUAUAGAAAUGAUAAAUUCUGCAAUUUGUUUAUUUUUAUGUUGUAUGAUAACAUCAUCAUAAGGGAACGGAAAGAUUAAGCUGUCAGUGUGUAUAUAUAUACAGUCGUUAGUUUACUGCGGUGACAACGUACUUACAAAUAAGAGGUGUUGUGUUUCCUUUUCGCCAUGCCAAUACAAUACAACACAUAUUCUGUCGGGUAUGUUACUACUGUGAGCCUACAUGAUGUAACACAUUCCACAGGUUUGCUUCUUGAUAUGACACCUCUCGCAUAAGUAUAUCGGUAUAUUUUGUCCUUGUGUGCUGACGUUGUGGUAUAUUCUGCUCUCGUGUGAAGUCAUCGUGAUUUGUUUUGUCCUUUUGAGCUGUCAUUGUGGUAUGAUUUGUCAUUGUGAGCUAAAACUGUGGUAUUUUGUCAUUGUGAGUUGACAAUGUGGUAUUUUGUCAUUGUGAGUUGACAAUGUGGUAUGAUUUGUCAUUGUGAGUUGACAAUGUGGUAUGAUUUGUCAUUGUGAGUUGACAAUGUGGUAUGAUUUGUCAUUGUGAGUUGACAAUGUGGUAUGAUUUGUCAUUGUGAGUUGACAAUGUGGUAUGAUUUGUCAUUGUGAGCUGACAAUGUGGUAUUUUGUCAUUGUGAGUUGACAAUGUGAUAUUUUGUCAUUGUGAGCUGACAGUGUGGCAUUUUGUCAUUGUGAGUUGACAAUGUGGUAUUUUGUCAUUGUGAGCUGACAAUGUGGUAUUUUAUCCUUGUGAACUUACACCGUGGUUUAUUUUAUCCUUGUGUGCAGACACCGUGGUUUAUUUUAUCCUUGUGAGCUGACACUGGGGUAUAUAUUGUACUUGUGAGCCGAAAAUGUGAUGUGUUUUGUCCUUGUGAGCUGACACUGAGGUUUAUUUUGUUCUUGUUUGCUAAUACUCUGGUAUUACGGUGAAUUUAGUCCUUGUGAGCUGAGACUGUUGUAUAUUUUGUUCUUGUGUGCUAAUUCUGUGGUAUAAAGGUGAAUUUUGUCCUUGUGAGCUAUAUUUGUCCAUAUGCGGACCCUGAGAUAAAUUUUGUCCUUGUGUGCCGACACCUAUGCAUUUGGUCCUUUAUUAACAAUGAUGUAAAUUUGUUAAAUUCUGCUUCAUUUCUAAAUAAAGUUAUAAAAAAUC